AUGGUGCGCGUGCCCGGACCUUUGGAAGACGCGGGAUAUCACCGCGAGUCCCAAGAAGAUGAAGGUGUCAAGUUCACGUUAGAACCGAAGACCGAUGAACCACUGGAAGACCGACCACCAGUGACACUAGAAUACAAAAACAAAGAGUCGAAGGACCGACCGGACCUUGGGAGGGGUCCGGUCAACAUGUUCAAGGUUGAAAAUAUUGAAGAAAAACACCUUAGGACCACCGACGGAGUCGGAUCAACGGCCGAAGAUGCAAUCUGGAAAGCUAUGGUCCCCGACACCAAAGACCCCUAA
Messenger RNA from Peronospora matthiolae, 300 nucleotides. The record is from the annotation of a GenBank genome assembly. Lineage: Eukaryota; Oomycota; Peronosporomycetes; Peronosporales; Peronosporaceae.